GUCGGCGAUGCGUCGGCGAUGCAGCGCGAUCAUCCGACCCCAUCUACAUGGAUCUGAUCGGGGAGGCCUCUGGUAAAGAAACACACGUUCAGGCUUUCGAAGUUCCGCGCCGAUCUCGUGGAUCGGAGCUGGGCCCCCCUUGUGGCCCCUCCAGCGCCGCCGCUGGCGCGCCCCGCGCGCCUUGGAUCGGAGGGCCUCAAAACGGUGUGGUGACCAUGCCGCGUGGUGAGUCAGCGGGGGUUCGGGGUCACCGCACGGUUUUCGGAUUCGGGUCGUUUUCCAGGGAUGUCGCGGGCGAUUGGGUCCUCGAAGGCUCCAAAGCCGUGCGGCGACGGUCCGUGCAGUGAGGUCCUUCGGGAUUUCGAGGCCACCGCGCGGUCUGUCACCACACGGCUUGGGACCCCCAACUGGCGGGGGGGUCCAGCGCAGAUCCAGGAGUCCCGCACGCAGUUCUGACAUUUCAUGCGUGUGCCGUUUCUUGUCCCUACAGGUACGCGGGCCGUUGCUUGUUCCUCUUGGUGUGCGUCGACGGCGGCCUCGACGAGGCCCGCGAGUGGGCCGCGACGAACGGCAUCGCUUGCUGCACGGUCGCUGCCGCGGACGAGGACGAGGAUUUGAUGGCGAAGCUCGGGGUGAGGGGCCUCCCGAACCAGGCGUUGAUCGCAGGCGACGGCGUCGUGCUCAAGAACUACGACCUGCAGCUUCCAGCGGACCUCGACACGAUGCUUGGAGGUGCGGCGUCAGAGCCGUCGGCCCCUCGGCCGACGCACCUCGCCGACGUGUCGGCUCGGUUCCGCGAGAUGGAGAAGGAGGAGCCCAUCCUCAAGGAGAACCCAAGUCGGUGGGUGAUGCUCCCAAUCCAGCACUCUGACAUUUGGGAAAUGUACAAAAAGCACGAAGCCUCGUUCUGGACUGCCGAAGAGAUCGACCUCGCGCAGGACAACAAGGACUGGGAGACGCUGACGACGUCCGAGCAGCAUUUUGUGAAGCACGUGCUAGCGUUCUUCGCAGCUUCCGACGGCAUCGUGCUGGAGAACUUGGCGGCGCAGUUCACCAACGAGGUGCAGUUGCCGGAGGCUCGUGCAUUCUAUGGUUUCCAGAUGGCCAUGGAGAACAUUCACUCGGAGACGUACUCGCUGCUGAUCGAGCAAUACAUCCGAGAUCCCGCCGAGAAGGCGAUGGUGUUCGACGCGAUUCACACCAUGCCGCCCAUCAGAGAGAAGGCAGAGUGGGCAGUGCAGUGGAUGAGCCCAGAUAAGACUAGCUUCGCCGAGCGCGUCAUCGCGUUUGCGGCCGUGGAGGGAAUUCUGUUCAGCGGGUCCUUCUGCGCGAUCUAUUGGCUCAAGAAGCGCGGCCUGAUGCCCGGUCUCACCUUCUCCAACGAGCUGAUCUCGCGCGACGAAGGCCUGCACACGGAGUUCGCGUGCCUCAUCUACAGCAAGUUGGAGAACAAGCUCCCAGUGGAGGUGGUCCAUGGCAUAAUCCGCGGCGCUGUGGAGACGGAGCGGCACUUCAUCUGCGAGGCGCUCUCUUGUGAUCUCAUCGGCAUGAACAGCGAGACGAUGACCCGUUACAUCGAGUUCGUGGCGGACCGCCUCCUGGUCGCGCUCGGCUAUUCGAAGUUGUACGGUGUCUCCAACCCCUUCGACUGGAUGGAGCUCAUCUCGCUCCAGGGCAAGACCAACUUCUUCGAGAAGCGCGUCGGCGACUACCAGAAAGCUGGCGUGAUGUCGUCGACGGCCGCGGGAGGCGAGGAGGCGAAGGGUUUCGCCCUGGACGUGGACUUCUGAGCAGCGCCUGGGGACGGCGCAGGGAGAAGGAGGCGUGACGGGUGACGAGCGGCCGAGGACCAGGACGACUGCUGACCUCGGAGGUUUGGCCGGCAGGGCGAGGACCCGAAGUCCUCCUGGCGGCCAGAUCGGCGGCGUCCCCCCGAAAAGGGGGAGCGGGAGCCCUGGGGCAAUGCCAAGGGCGUUGCACGCGUUUUCGCCCGACCUGCUCGGUGUGGGGUACCCAGCGACGGUCGAGAGGCAGAAAAACAAUUGAGGAACGACGAAGUUCCCGGCGGGAGGUAUCCCGCCCCUCUCGAGGGCGGUAUUGGGCAGCGACGCGGAGGCGCUCAGAUUGUGGGG
This is a messenger RNA of Prorocentrum cordatum, 2132 nucleotides long. The record is from the annotation of a GenBank genome assembly. NCBI's taxonomy places the organism in Eukaryota, Dinophyceae, Prorocentrales, Prorocentraceae.